This is a messenger RNA of Colletotrichum siamense, 1098 nucleotides long. RefSeq lists its product as uncharacterized. The record is from RefSeq and is a predicted model, not a curated record. Lineage: Eukaryota; Fungi; Ascomycota; Sordariomycetes; Glomerellales; Glomerellaceae. The transcript has a single exon. The coding region runs from base 1 to 1098 and encodes 365 amino acids.
AUGAAGUGUUUCAUCAUCACAGGCGCCAUCUUGUUGGCGUCCUUGGCGAUGGCCAAGCCGGUUAACUUUCAAUCAGCCCGGCCCAGUCUCGUCGAGUUUGCGGCGGCCGCCGGCAAGAACAUCACGUCGGAUGGCCCGAACUUCGAAGACAACGUUCAAGGACCUGAGCAGAACAUGCACCAGUGCAUCGUAGACUGUUGGGUCAAGAAGAUAGGGGAUGCGAACAAGAUAGGGGAUGCGGACACAAUGAAAUGCACCUGGGAUUGCAUGAACCGCCCCGAGAACACCGUCAAUGUUCCGUCCACGAGCACUUCGCCGUCCACAAGCACUUCGCUCUCAACGAGCACUCCGCUCUCAACGAGUACUCCGGCUUCCAACAGUCCCCUUGUUCCCACCGGGUCGAGGAGCUGCUCGAGCACUAUCAGCUCGACUGCUGCUCCCACUCCGACUACUACUAGUACUCCUGACGAGACUACCACGGCCAUGAUCACGGUCACCAACACCGCAACGGUCACAGAAACAGUCUACAUGCCAGACGACGCUACUAACACUGGAACUUCUGACUCAACUCCCGCUCCUACUCCUAUCGAUACACCUGCGGAGACAACUACUACCGCUGUAAUUACCAGCGCUCCUGAUAGCACUGCUACUGGAACUUCCUGUGCUUCGAUGAGCUGUGAUCCUACGACCACCGUCACCGUCGCCACAACGAUCACAGCCUCUCCCUCGCCUUUGGCUUCGACUUCAACUUCGGUCGAUGGCCCCGUCUCUACCCCGGAAGCGUCGUCAACGUCGACCGUAACAUCGACAUCAACCGACGCUUCUAUCUCUAUCCCAGAAGCAUCGUCAACGUCGACCUCAACAUCUACUUCUUCUGUCUCUACCCCAGGAUCGCUAUCAUCCAGCACUUAUUCGUCCGCUUUCACCACUACCACCGCCGCCCCCGAAGAAGUCACGGUCACAGCAACCAACAGUGUCACCGUUGCCCCAGCAGAAGUCACAGUCACCGCGACCAACACUGUCACCCAGUCACAGCCGCACUAUCUCCUUAACCCUUUCCGCCCGUUCGACCCAAACCCUACCAUGUCAUUAGUAUGA